This is a messenger RNA of Scomber japonicus (chub mackerel), 852 nucleotides long. Its product is annotated as platelet basic protein-like. Lineage: Eukaryota; Metazoa; Chordata; Actinopteri; Scombriformes; Scombridae. Gene Ontology annotation, cellular component: extracellular region. Gene Ontology annotation, biological process: chemokine-mediated signaling pathway; antimicrobial humoral immune response mediated by antimicrobial peptide; inflammatory response. The record is from RefSeq and is a predicted model, not a curated record. The transcript has 4 exons. Gene Ontology annotation, molecular function: CXCR chemokine receptor binding; chemokine activity. Bases 19 to 426 code for a protein of 135 amino acids.
GCUCAGCCUGUUUCCAGUAUGAAGCUUUACCCUUUGUCAGUGUGUCAGGUCGCUCUUCUGGUUCUCUGCUGUGUAAUGAUCACAGUGAGAGAGUCAGACAGCGCGUUUGUCCCGGGAAGAUGUAUGUGUCCACACACGAAGCCAGGUGUCAGAGGGAAACUGGUGAAUCUUGAAAUCCACCACAAAAAUGCCAGCUGUGACAAAGUAACAGUCAUAGUCACAGUAAGUACCAAUAAGCGGGUGUGUCUGAAUCCAGAAGGGCCGAUGGGAAAACAGCUGAUAAAGUGCUGGAAUAGAGCUCAUAAAUUGGGUCGUGAUGUGAAGCUGUGCCUGAAGAGACGAAGAAGGGGAGGCAAAGGCAGUCAGCGAUCUCGACAGAGGAGCGGGCUUCACAGCAAGACAGCCUCCUCUUCUAACUCCCAAUAGCCAAGCAGUCUGACAAAUGAUACUUAACUACUGUGCGGGCGAGAGAAUAUACACAGUGAUUCUUUCCCCACUGCAGUCAUAUACUGCAGACUGAUAUCCAGGCUGUCAGCAGUUGUUUUAAAAAGAACAGUGGACUACUGUUUUUUUUCUCUUUCUAUAAAUGUCAGGCAGCUCAGACAUUGUUGUCUGACCUGAAAAUCAAUCUCCCAGCAGCUGUGGACUAACCCUAACCCUUUUUUGUGCAGAUGACUGAUAGUAAAAGUAAGCCCUGGAGGCUUGUCAUAAAUGUUACAAGUUUUAGCUUAAAAAUACUGUUAAAUGGUCAAUGUAUUGUUUAUAGGUAGUUCUGUGUAUGCAGCUGGAUAAUGUAACUGAAUAGACUUUGUUACUUAUUUAUUUUUAUAUGAACAUAUGUAUUUAACAUUU